UCCACCCAUUUUAGCCUUUUUAAGCCAGUUGUGCACUUUAUCUUUCUCCUUGGUCUGAUUUUUCUUCUUACAACAUACUAGAUUGAGAAAUAAUAUUUGGAACAUUUUUCUCAAUUUCUCAUUUCUCCAUAAAACUCAAUUUCUCAGUUCUCACCCACCAAAUUUCGUUUUGAAUAUCCCCAGUAUUAUGCUCGUCAUCAAUUUUGCCUGUCCUUGAUUAAUAUUGCUCCUGUUAUCAUAUUAGGAGUUGGGUUAUCAGAUUUACACCAAUUUUUCAUAAUUUGAGCAUCUGAAAAUUCAGGCUGGUUUCUUACUAUUCAUCUGUGUUGUAAACGAAGAGUGUUUGCGAUGUCUCUUGUGUACUCUUUAUCGAGCGUAAGUCCAAAGUCUGUUGUUCAGGCAAAGCCACAAAUGCCAAAUAACCCUACUUUCCUCUGGCGCCCUGAGUCUGCCUAUUUACAGUGCAGAUGCAGAAUGCCUGCUGGUAUAUCUACUAGUGCUUGCCUUGGAAAGCCUUACAAUUUCUCCAAUGUCUUCUUAGCAACAAAGGCUUUGAAAAUUGAUGAUGGUGAGGUAUUAUCAUUUGAGGAAGAUGAAGACACAAUUGAUUUCGAUUGGGCUGAUGAGGAAGACGAGGGAUCCCCAUGGGAAGGGGCCAUUGUUUAUAGACGAAACCCCUCAAUCUCACACUUGGAGUACUGUACUACUCUAGAAAGGCUCGGUUUAGGCAAGAUUUCAUCAGAAUUGUCAAGAUCCAAGGCAUCAGCCAUGGGGUUACGUGUGACUAAAGCUGUCAAGGAUUUUACAAAUGGAACACCUGUACUUAUCUCUGUUGAUGUUACCAGAAAGAAGCAUAAAUUAAGACUAGAUGGAAUCAUCAGAACAGUUAUCUCUCUUUCUUGCAACAGGUGUGGUGAACCAGCAGUUGAGAGUGUAUUUUCCAACUUCACUCUACUGUUAACUGAAGAACCUGUAGAGGAGCCAGACGUCAUUAAUAUGGGACUCGUAUUUGGUGAAGACAAAUUGAAGAGUUCUGCAAGAACUGCUAACGAGGAGGAAGAAGAAGAUGAUGAUGCAUCAAUUGAUAUAGAGGAUAGGCUUCAUUUCCCUCCCGAGAUAAAAGAAAUUGACAUUUCGAAGCAUCUCCGAGACAUGCUACAUCUAGAGAUCACCAUUAACGCAGUAUGUGAUUCCAAAUGCAAAGGCUUAUGUCUGAAAUGUGGUACAAAUUUGAACAUUGGUGUGUGCAAUUGUAGCAAACAGGAGAUAAAUGAUCUGGGUUACGGCCCACUUGGGGAUUUAAGAAAGCAAAUGCAGCAUAAAUGAUUAGAUCAUGAGGUACCUCGCUUAUUAUAGGAAUGCAGCUAAUAUUAUGAGAUCGUGAUCUCGCUGUACACCUGAAAGUCAGGGCUAUAUUGUUCCAAGAAAUGAAAAUUUUAGUUUUGAUCUUGGAAA
Beta vulgaris subsp. vulgaris (sugar beet) is the source of this 1455-nucleotide messenger RNA. RefSeq lists its product as hypothetical. Lineage: Eukaryota; Viridiplantae; Streptophyta; Magnoliopsida; Caryophyllales; Amaranthaceae. The coding region runs from base 349 to 1326 and encodes 325 amino acids. The transcript has 3 exons. The record is from RefSeq and is a predicted model, not a curated record.